AUGCACGUAAUUCGCUACAGGCAUGGUGUUAAGUUCACCGAUAAAGAACCGCUGAGCGUUUUUAUCCGUUCGACUAAUAAUUUGUCGGAUCUGAAGAAGAACAUAUUGCAGAAGGCAGGGUUGUGUGGGGCCAAGUUGGUGAAGAAGGUGUUCUACAAGAUUCCGAUUGCAGUUGCGUCAAGUGGUGUGCAGUAUGAAACAUUUGUCAUAGGGUCGGAUGAAGACAUAGAGGUCUUAUUUUAUUGUCGGUGGAGUUUUCUGGAGAUGAGAAUACACGAGUUGUUUGCCAAGUUGGAAGACCGUGUGGACAGUUCCGGGGCUUCAGCGCCAAAUCCUCAGUCGACGACGGUGGGGGGAGCUUCUACUUCGAUGCCUGUUGUUGCACCUGGUUGUCUCCUAGCUGCACCUUCACUUGUUCUAGCACCGGCAGCUAGGUCACUUGGUUUCAUUACUGGUCUUGUUGGUGGUGGUGAGCCGGAUCAGGUUGAGGACGCGAUACGGGAAGAUGAUUCGGACGAUGAGCCCGAUCAUAUAUCAGGGGAUAGUAAGGAGGAGACUCCAGUGGCCCCACCUGUACCUCAGGGGCCAUCCAGUUCUGGGUCCCACCAACAACUGCCGCAUUUUUCGACGCUGAACCUGGAAGCAGUGAGUCAACAACCGGAUGAUGCACACACCUUCGGUUACCAAGGAUUACACGAGGACAAUACUUCUAGGGAAUUUCAGAUUGGCCAAUCAUUCCAUACUAAGGAGGAAGCUGUGAUGAGUGUUAAGGAUUAUAGCAUUCGUCGUGGAGUUCAGUAUCGGGUUAUGGAAUCGGAUCAUCUGAAGUAUGUUGGGAGACACAAGGAGUUUGGAAACGGCUGCACAUGGAUGAUCUGCGUGGCACUUCGGCAGCGCAAGGGUAACUGGGAGGUUAGAAGGUACAAUGGAGCCCACACUUGCCUGGCCACUUCAAUUUCGAGCGACCACCGACAGCUUGAUUACUACGUAAUUUGUGUGAGGAUCUAUCUGUUGGUUAGGGCGGAUGCAGCGGUUACCAUAAAAGGUGUUGCAAGAAGCUACUGA
Arachis ipaensis is the source of this 1065-nucleotide messenger RNA. RefSeq lists its product as uncharacterized. The record is from RefSeq and is a predicted model, not a curated record. NCBI's taxonomy places the organism in Eukaryota, Viridiplantae, Streptophyta, Magnoliopsida, Fabales, Fabaceae.